AUGAAGCACGAAUUGCUCAAAGCUGUUUCCACAGGCGAUGCAGUCCUAUUAGAACAAGUUCUAGGCUUACAGUCUUCGGCAACAGUUGAGCAGGGAGAAGAGAGCUGCCUCAAAGGCGUCACGGCAGAGGGAAGCUCGGCGCUCCACAUUGCAGCCAGCUGUGGGUACCUGGAGCUCGUCAAGAUGGUCUGUGCUCAGGACAUGUCGCUUAUCAAGGCAAGGAAUAAUCUGUGUGAUACACCUCUGAUUUGUGCCGCGAGGGCUGGGCAUGUAGAUGUAGCCAAUUACCUCAUGGAGUGUGCUAUGGAUGAGCAAGAAGAUUUGAGGGCGAGGAAUUUGGAUGGGGCGACUGCAAUGCAUGAAGCGGUCAGGAAUGGCCAUGUGCUUAUCUUGCAGAGACUCAUGUCGAAGGAUAGUGGACUGGCUGCAGUGGAAGAUGAGAGCUGUGUGUCUCCGCUUUACUUGGCGGUUGCGUCCAAUCGGGCAGACAUGGUCAAAGUCUUGAUUGGAGAACCUUCAAACAGUGUGACACCGGUGAGCUACUCUGGGCCAAAUGGACAAACUGCAUUGCAUGCUGCGGUCUACAUCAGCAGAGAAAUAGGCGAGUCUCUGCAAUGUUGGGAUCCAACACUUGCCCGAGUGGUCGAUGAUUAUGGAAGAACUGCCCUUCACUAUGCAACAUUAGCUAAAAACCUUGAACCAGUGAAACAUUUAUUGGCAAACAGCUCUCUUGCAUACAUUCCAGAUAAUGAGGGUCUAUAUCCUGUGCACAUUGCCUCUAUAGUGGGUAACGUUAAUAUUGUCUGCAAGUUCAUGGAGAUAUGCCUGAACUAUGAUGAGUUGCUUGACAACAAACGCAGAAAUAUUCUACAUUGCGCCGUUGAACAUGGCAGGAUUCAGGUGGUGUGGCACAUCUGCAGAAAUCCAAAGUCUGCUAGGAUGAUGAAUGCAAGGGAUGGUGAAGGAAACACGCCACUACAUCUGGCUGUAAAGAAGGGGCACACACUGAUCUUCUCCUUACUUAUGAUGGAUACUAUGGUGAAUCUUGACAUUAUGAACAAUGAGGGAUUAACACCUCUAGAUGUUGCCUUCAGUACGUUACACAGUGAUUAUACUUUUUCAUCGUUCACGAACACUUCCAUCAUCACAUGCUUAACCCUCUGUGAAGCUUCCAGCAGCCCAUGCCACCAGGCUAGAAACUUGACAGAUAAGUGGUGCUUGGAAGAAAAGAAGGAAUCAAGCAAUUAUGCUAAUGUGUCCCGGAGCAUUUUAUACAUCUCUAUAUUUAUUGUAGUUGGUUCACUCACUGCUGCUUUGACUCCACCUGGUGGCUAUAUUGCAGAAGGCAAGGAUGCCGGUAAGCCAGUAUUCGGAGGAAGAACUGGUUUCUGGAUAUUCAUAAUUGCAAACAGCAUGUCAUUCUAUCUAUCUACAACAGCGAUAAUUCUGUCUGUGUUUGCCAGACUGACAAGGCAUCGCCGUUUUUACCUCAUUUUGUCUGCUGCACUGGUUUUUGGAGCAGUUCUGUCCAUGGUCGUCGCAUUUGCAACGGUAGUUGGGCUGACAUUGGACCCUGCAAACAGCUGGGACGAGUAUAUUCUCAUUUGGUUAGUGUCAAAUUUAGCAUUUCCGAUAAGUCUGCGGGUUGCAAUGCAGUUAUGGACAAGCAAACACCGGUGGCAGGACAUAUCUAAAGUAGUUGCCCAAGCUAUCCUUGUUGUUUAUGUGAUCCGCGCUUCCAUCAUCGGCAUGCAAUCCCUGGUUAAAAGCGUACUCCUUGGCAGACAUGAACCCUGCAGCUGGCCAUGGUGUGCAAUCCAAGGUGAUGCAGCUUUCUUGUACCCUACAUGA
Miscanthus lutarioriparius is the source of this 1851-nucleotide messenger RNA. NCBI's taxonomy places the organism in Eukaryota, Viridiplantae, Streptophyta, Magnoliopsida, Poales, Poaceae. The record is from the annotation of a GenBank genome assembly.